Blumeria graminis f. sp. triticale is the source of this 1512-nucleotide messenger RNA. The record is from the annotation of a GenBank genome assembly. NCBI's taxonomy places the organism in Eukaryota, Fungi, Ascomycota, Leotiomycetes, Helotiales, Erysiphaceae.
AUGCAACGCGCCAUUAACCGCGGAGCAACCGAAAGGAUGAACAAGAGCAUUGAGGAUAGAGCCAUGCAUUCGCGCUCGAGUGCUAGGAGCAACAGCCAGAACAGUGAUCAUAAUGAACCCAUCAACAAUCAAAUCAAUAAGAUGAUAGCUACAUGGAUUCAGGAUUAUCAUCGGCACAGCUUCGGACACAAGAAUGUUGUUACACCUCACACUCGAGGCGAAACGGACAAAAUCGCCAUGCCACUUCCUACCCUGACCAGCUAUAUACCGGAACGAAAUCUCCAACUGAACUCUCUAAGUACCACACAUGACAACCUACCUGAUUCUUACCCUGAGAACUACUAUCACACACCCAACAGGACGAAGCAAGGUAUGGCAAUCAUGCCGUCGGCUUCGACUGAGUCGCAUCGAGGAUCUAGUAAGAUGGUGUCAACUGGCAUUGCUUCUUGGUUCACUGGAAAUUCGAACACUCACAAAUUAUCCGAUCUCACUUCAAAACCAUCAUGGAACCAUAGGAGAUCAAUGGUAUCAUCACUAUCCAAUACCAAAUAUGACAAAAACAUUUCAGCCGCCCGUUUAGGGAAUGAUAAAUCUUUGACAAUGAUCGACCGCUGUUCAGAAGAUACCCCAAUUGAGAAAUCCUUGGUCUCUGAUAUUGAGAAAGCUAUAAAAUCAUCAUCUCCUCACGAAUGCCAACAAGAAGAACAAAAUGACGAAGAAGCCUUGUCUAUAAGAGACCUCCUAAUCAGCGCUGAAGGACUAUUGUUACGACUACAGAUUGCCUACGAACAGCAAACUUCAGCACUAAGAGAAAUGACUGUCUCGCGUGACAAAGUAGCAUUAGAACUAGAAAAGUCAAACAUCCAGUCGCGAAAUCUUCAAGCCCAAAUUGAAAAAAUGAUAUCCGUCGAAUCACUCCAAGACCAGCGCAUCGCUGAGUUAGAACGAGAAGUUUAUGAAAAAUCGUCUCCAUGCCUAUCCAUAUUCUCACACCACACAUCUCAUGAACUUCAACGAAUUUCAAAUUCGCAUACCAGCGGCCACACAAAUGAUAGCUUCCCGGCUUGCCAACAGAACUAUAUUCAUGCAAGAAGUACCGACAUCGAUUCAGGACAAGAUAGUGACAUCGAGAGUGGUGCUGGAGAUAGUGUAUUUUCGCGUCCACGCAGCCCUGCUCUCUCAUAUGCACCAAGCCUACGUGAAUCAGUAGUUGAUUCCCCCUCACCUCUAUCGCCAAAAAUUGAAAUUCUCACAGAAUCCUGCACAAAUAUGGUUGAAAAAAAAGUAGUCGAACAGCCACAAAGAACCCUCUUCGGCUUUCUGUCCAACCGAACAAACAAGGAAGUAGGUCUUGCAGAAUCGGGAUGCCCUAACUGCAAUGGGAAGGAUGUAAGUGUAGCCUGGGAUACAGCAGCUUUACUCAGGGCCGAGAAUACAGGGCUGAAAGUGAGGAUAGAAACAUUAGAAGAUGGCGUAGAUGCAGCUCUACGGGCCAUCUACGGGGAUAAUUAA